AUGAUUCGUCCCGCUGCCCGCUCGCUUGUCCAGGCCGCCCGGGGGUCUGUCAGGUCAUCCCGCGGAUUGCUGACGAAAUCCAGCUCCCUCGCUCUGGUUUCUUCAGCACAACAUGUCCUCCGCUCAAACUUUCACUCUUCGUCGCUCUGGAUGGCUGAAACCGUCAAGGUACCAUCGAUGGCCGAGUCCAUUACCGAAGGUACCCUGAAACAGUGGAGCAAGCAGGUCGGCGACUUUGUUGAGCAAGACGAGGAGAUUGCCACCAUCGAGACUGACAAGAUCGACGUCUCCGUGAACGCCCCCAUGUCUGGCAAGAUCACCGAACUGCUCGUAGAGGAGGACUCGACCGUCACUGUCGGCCAGGACCUUCUUCGCAUGGAGCCCGGAGAGGGCAAGUCUACAUCAGGGGACGAGGCGCCCAAGGCCAAGCCGGAGGGCGGGGCGCGGUCAGAGCCGAAGAACCCAGAAGAGGGGAACAAGGAGGAGGCGGCGCCAGCGGGGGAGAAGUUGAAGGGGGCGGACGAGAAGACCAAGAAGGAGCUGGACGAGAAGGCGCCGGGGAUGGACAAGAAGCCUCAGGAGGUUCCGGCGCCGAGAAAGGAGGAGAGCAAGUCUGCGCCGGCCCCAGCGCCAAAGAAGCAGGAGAAGCCUAAGGCGAAGGAGGAGUCGGCACCGGCCGCGCCAAAGACCUCGGGAAGCAGGAAUGAGACCAGGGUGAAGAUGUCGCGUAUGCGUCAAACAAUCGCCCAGCGCCUCAAGGCCUCGCAAAACGCCGCUGCCUUCCUCACGACCUUCCAAGAAAUCGACAUGUCGUCCAUCAUGGAGUUCCGGAAACUGUACAAGGACGGCGUCCUCAAAGCCGACGGCGUCAAGCUCGGCUUCAUGUCAGUCUUUGCGCGCGCCGCGUGCUUGGCCCUGAAAGAGAUCCCGGCGGGUAACGCCAGUAUCGACGGGGACCAGAUUGUGUACCGCGACUAUGUGGACCUGAGCGUGGCUGUCAGUACGCCAAAGGGGCUGGUGGUCCCCGUUGUGAGGAAUGCGGAGAGUAUGGGGCUGGUGGAUAUUGAGAGGGCAAUUGCGGAGCUGGCCGUCAAGGCCCGGGAUAACAAGCUCGGCCUGGAAGAUAUGUCGGGCGGAACAUUCACCAUCUCCAACGGCGGUGUCUUUGGCUCGCUCUUCGGUACCCCCAUUAUCAAUCUCCCCCAGACCGCCGUCCUCGGUAUCCACUCGAUCAAAGACCGCGCCGUCGUCGUCGAUGGUCAGAUUGUUAUUCGCCCCAUCAUGAUUGUUGCCCUGACAUAUGACCACCGAUUGCUCGAUGGACGGGAAUCUGUCACUAUGCUUGUUCGGAUCAAGGAGUACAUUGAGGACCCGAGGAGGAUGCUUUUGCCCUCGCCCAUCUAA
Messenger RNA from Dioszegia hungarica, 1404 nucleotides. RefSeq names its product putative 2-oxoglutarate metabolism-related protein. Gene Ontology annotation, cellular component: oxoglutarate dehydrogenase complex. Gene Ontology annotation, molecular function: dihydrolipoyllysine-residue succinyltransferase activity. NCBI's taxonomy places the organism in Eukaryota, Fungi, Basidiomycota, Tremellomycetes, Tremellales, Bulleribasidiaceae. Gene Ontology annotation, biological process: tricarboxylic acid cycle. The transcript has 9 exons. The record is from RefSeq and is a predicted model, not a curated record. The coding region runs from base 1 to 1404 and encodes 467 amino acids.